AUGGACAAGAGUUGGAUUGCAUUGGGUAAGACACCUGAUGGAAGGAUGAGUCAGCCAUUUAUUGAUGGGGUGCCAUCAUUUAUCAAAUUUGCAAUGGCAGUUGUUGACCAGGAAGGUAAAAUUCCGUGCCCAUGUUUGAACUGCGUGAACUAUUAUUCCCAAAAUCUUCGAAAUGUGCAAAUUCAUUUGCUUCAAUAUGGGAUUAUGCAAACGUACACUAUUUGGCAUGAGCACGGGGAACCACGUGUAUCAAAUGAGGCUCAUCAUGAAAUGGCAAUUGAUGAAGAUGAGGUUUUAGGUGGUAUUGAUGCCUUAGUGGAAGAUCGAAUAAGAGGAGAACCCAACGAUGCACCCCAGAAUGAGGAAGUACAAACGUUUGAUAAACUAUUGAAUGAUGCCAAACGUGAGGUGUACUUAGGUUGCACAAACUACACUCUGUUGAAGUUUGUCAUCGAGCUGCUUAAUAUGAAGGUAACAAACCACUGGAGCAAUAAGUCGGUUAACACACUAUUGGAGUUUUUAACAAAACUUUUACCAAAAGAUAAUUUGGUUCCAAAGUCAUUUUAUGAAGCUAAGAAAAUACUUCGAGAUUUGGGCUUGUCAUAUGAGUUAAUUGAUGCUUGUAUAAAUGAUUGUGUAAUCUUUUGGAAGGAAAAUGCAAGGUUAGAUAAAUGUCCAAAAUGUAAGGCAUCCAGAUACAAGAUCAAUCGUGGCAGGGGUAAGAAGAUUCCCCAUAAGGUGUUGCGGUACUUCCCAUUAACACCAAGGUUGAAAAGAUUGUACAUGUCAAGAAAGACUACUGAGGACAUGAGAUGGCACAAGGAGAAACGUAUAGAUGACGGAGUAUUGAGACAUCCCGCCGAUAGUGAUGAAUGGAAGGAAUUUGAUGUGCAACAUCCUCAGUUUGCCCUGGAGCCUCGAAAUGUAAGGCUAGGGUUGGCUGUUGAUGGGUUCAAUCCUUUCGGGAACAUGAGCAACUCGUAUAGUUUAUGGCCUGUAGUACUCAUUCCUUAUAACUUGCCACCUUGGUUGGUUAUGAAAGAUCCCUUUCUUAUGAUGUCACUACUUAUUCCUGGAGAAUCACAACCAGGGAUCGAUAUUGAUGUCUACAUGAGACCUCUGGUGGAUGAGUUGAAUGAGUUGUGGGAAAAUGGUGCAUUAUCUUACGAUGCCGUAACUGGUGAGUCUUUCCAGAUGCGUGCAGCUUUGAUGUGGACUAUACACGAUUGGCCCGCAUUUGGUGACAUAUCUGGGUGGAGAACAAAGGGUCAUUAUUCUUGCUACACUUGCAAUGAUGAACCAUAUUUUCAAUCCUUGAAAGGUAAGACUGCAUACACUAACCAUCGAUGCUACUUGCCUCAAAACCACCCCGAAAGGCGAAAGAGUAAGGCUUACAAUGGUAAGCAUGAGAAGCAAAAGAGAUCUUUAAAGUUACCAGUGGAAAAGAUAUUAGAGCAAUUGGACAGAGUGACAGGUGUCACAUAUGAGAAGCAUCCAAGAAACAAGAAAAGACUCCGUCAGGCACCAAAGGCUGCAACUCGCCUGCAUGAAGCCGGAAUCGCUAGUAAUCGCCGGUCAGCCAUACGGCGGUGA
Messenger RNA from Camellia sinensis, 1593 nucleotides. The record is from RefSeq and is a predicted model, not a curated record. Lineage: Eukaryota; Viridiplantae; Streptophyta; Magnoliopsida; Ericales; Theaceae.